Prosopis cineraria is the source of this 603-nucleotide messenger RNA. RefSeq names its product trypsin inhibitor A-like. Lineage: Eukaryota; Viridiplantae; Streptophyta; Magnoliopsida; Fabales; Fabaceae. Bases 1 to 603 code for a protein of 200 amino acids. The record is from RefSeq and is a predicted model, not a curated record. The transcript is spliced from 3 exons. Gene Ontology annotation, molecular function: endopeptidase inhibitor activity.
AUGAAGCCUUCCUUGUUUUCCCUCUCGGUUCUCUUUGCCUUCAUAUCAUCUUUUGCAACAGCCCAGUUCGUCCUUGACAUUGAGGGCAAUUACCUUAUCAAUGGUGGCACAUACUAUAUCCUUCCACAUAUCUGGGCUUUAGGUGGUGGCCUGAAGCUAGCCAAGACCGGAAACGAAACUUACCCUCUGAGUGUUGUUCAAUCGCCCUUUGAAACCGACAAUGGUUGUGGAAGUGGGCUGUUGUUGAAGAAAGAAGACGGGAACAAGCCUGUGAAAAUUAUUAGGUACGAGAACACUCUGAAGGGUUGGUUCAAGAUUCAACAGUAUAAUAGUUGGGCUUAUAAGAUUGUGUUUUGUCCCACUAAUGGUGAUUCUUGUGGAGAUCUUGGGAUUUCCAGGGACGAUGAUGGAAAGAGGCUUUUGGUUAUCACACUGAUGAUAACCCUUUUGUCGCCUUCCUCCUUCAUUCAACUAGCAGCCAUUGAUGACUCUGUUCUCCCAUCAUUCUCGUCGAAGUCAUGCUCGCGCGACCUUCCUCUUCUCCUCUAUUCGAGUAUCGACUUGGAUGUCUCAGAGAUCUCCUUCCCUUAUUCUUCACCGUGA